Molecule: messenger RNA, 2224 nt
Organism: Tyto alba (common barn owl)
Lineage: Eukaryota; Metazoa; Chordata; Aves; Strigiformes; Tytonidae
Product: dual specificity tyrosine-phosphorylation-regulated kinase 1B-like
Exons: 10
Coding region: 23-2224 (733 amino acids)
Biological process (GO): positive regulation of DNA-templated transcription; protein autophosphorylation; peptidyl-serine phosphorylation
Cellular component (GO): nucleus
Molecular function (GO): protein serine/threonine kinase activity; ATP binding; transcription coactivator activity
Source: RefSeq, a predicted model, not a curated record
UUGGCUCCGCUCUGAGCCCACCAUGUCGGGUCAGCCCGGCCAUGCCCCCUUCGCCAGCCUCCAGCCCAUGGCCGAGCCCCCCCAGAUCCUGCCAGAGCUGAGCCUGCUGCCGCGGCGCCUGCCCCCCCAAUUUCGGGACGCGGGGAGCGCCCCCCUCCGCAAACUCUCCGUCGAUCUCAUCAAAACCUACAAACACAUCAAUGAGGUGUACUACGCCAAGAAGAAGCGGCGGGCUCAGCAGGGCCCCCCCGACGCCGCCGGCACCAAGAAGGAGCGGCGCCUCUGCAACGAGGGCUACGACGACGACAACCACGACUACAUCGUCCGCAGCGGCGAGCGCUGGCUCGACCGCUACGAGAUCGACUCCCUCAUCGGCAAAGGCUCCUUCGGACAGGUGGUGAAGGCUUACGACCACCAGGCCCAGGAGUGGGUGGCUAUCAAGAUCAUCAAGAACAAAAAAGCGUUUCUGAACCAGGCGCAGAUCGAGCUGCGGCUGCUCCAGCUGAUGAACCAGCACCACACUGAGAUGAAGUAUUACAUCGUGCACCUCAAGCGCCAUUUCAUGUUCCGCAACCACCUCUGCUUGGCCUUCGAGCUCCUCUCCUACAACCUCUACGACCUCCUCCGCAACACCAACUUCCGUGGCGUCUCCCUCAACCUCACCCGCAAGUUCGCCCAGCAGCUCUGCGCCGCCCUCCUCUUCCUCGCCACCCCAGAGCUCCGCAUCAUCCACUGUGACCUCAAGCCCGAGAACAUCCUCCUCUGCAACCCCAAGCGCUCCGCCGUCAAGAUCGUCGACUUCGGCAGCUCCUGCCAGCUGGGCCAGAGGAUCUACCAGUACAUCCAGAGCCGCUUUUACCGGUCCCCGGAGGUGCUGCUGGGGCUGCCCUACGACCUGGCCAUCGACAUGUGGUCCCUGGGCUGCAUCCUGGUGGAGAUGCACACGGGCGAGCCGCUCUUCAGCGGCGCCAACGAGGCCGACCAGAUGAACCGGAUCGUGGAGGUGCUGGGGCUUCCCCCCCCACACAUGCUGGAACAGGCCCCCAAAGCCCGCAAGUACUUCGAGAAGCUGCCAGAGGGGGGGUGGGCCCUCAAGAGGAACAAGGAGAGCAAGAAGGAGUACAAGGUGCCGGGGACGCGACGUCUCCACGAGGUGCUGGGGGUGGAGAGCGGUGGCCCGGGCGGGCGCCGGGCGGGGGAGCAAGGCCACGCCCCCUCGGACUACCUGAAAUUCAAGGACUUGGUCUUACGGAUGUUGGACUACGAACCCCGGAGUCGCAUCACCCCCUUUUACGCUCUCCAACACAACUUCUUCAAGAAGACCAACGAUGAAGGUACCAACACCAGCAACAGCACCUCCACCAGCCCGGCCAUGGAGCACAGCCACAGCACCAGUACGACCAGUUCCAUCUCCAGUUCGGGUGGCUCCAGCGGCUCCUCCAACGACAACCGGAGCUACCGCUACAGCAGCCGCUACUACGGGAGCGCGGCCGCCCCGCACGGCGACUGCGAGAUGCAGAGCCCCCAGGCCCCCCCAGCGCAACCGCCCCGACCUUGGCCCGGGGGGGACCCGGCCGCACCCCCCGCCUGCACCGACGCCUUCACCCCUUUGGGACCCCCCAAGCCCCCCCAGAUCUUACCUGGGGGGGGAGGAGGAGGAGGAGGAGCCCCCCCCCCUUUCCCACGCCCCCCCCCGGCCCCCCACCCCUCCCAGCACCACCAGCACCACCAGCAGCACCAGCACCACCCGCCGGGGCCCCCCCUUUCUCUCCCUGGGGGGGGCUCUUUAAGCGAGCGGAUGAUGGAUUUGGGGGGGCCCCCCCCGCCUCCUCCGCCGCCCCCCCCCCCGCCGCCACCUCCGUUGCCCCCCCCUCCUCCUCCUCCUCCUCCUCCUCCCCCCCCACCCCGCCACCACCCGGACUGUCACCCCUUUGCCCCCACAAUUUUCCGGACUCGAGGGGGGGUCACCGGUUUUGGGGGGGGGCGGGGGGGGGGGGCGAGACGACGCACGGCACCACCGCGGCGGCGGGGGGGGGGAGCACACACCCCCACCAUCCCCCCCCCCCUCCCCACCACCCCCACCGCCGCCACCAUGACAACAGGGGGGGCGGGGGGGGGGCAGCACCCCCCUUACGGGGGUCCCCAUUUCCGGGGGCGCCCCGAGCACGAGGACUCGGCCAUUUUGGGGGGGGGCGUCCCCCAAAGUACGGCCGCCAGCUCUUGA